Molecule: messenger RNA, 1293 nt
Organism: Gymnogyps californianus (California condor)
Lineage: Eukaryota; Metazoa; Chordata; Aves; Accipitriformes; Cathartidae
Gene: TBX19
Product: T-box transcription factor 19
Exons: 8
Coding region: 16-1293 (425 amino acids)
Biological process (GO): cell fate specification; mesoderm formation; regulation of transcription by RNA polymerase II
Cellular component (GO): nucleus
Molecular function (GO): RNA polymerase II cis-regulatory region sequence-specific DNA binding; DNA-binding transcription factor activity, RNA polymerase II-specific
Source: RefSeq, a predicted model, not a curated record
GGCAGUAAAGCCGUCAUGGCAGACCUGGGCUGCAAAAAACCCAGCGACUGCACUGUCUCCAGGCUACUCAGCGUAGUGGAGAGCGAACUCCGGGCUGGGAGAGACAAAGGCGACCCCACUGAGAAACAGCUCCAAGUUGUCUUAGAGGAUGCGACGCUCUGGCAGAGAUUCAGGGAAGUCACUAAUGAGAUGAUCGUGACCAAGAACGGCAGGCGGAUGUUCCCUGUUUUGAAGAUCAGCGUGUCAGGCUUGGACCCAAACGCCAUGUAUUCCUUCCUGUUGGACUUCGCCCCGACUGAUGGCCACCGCUGGAAAUACGUCAAUGGAGAAUGGGUGCCGGCUGGGAAACCAGAGCCGCCAAACCACAGCUGCGUCUACAUCCACCCAGACUCUCCCAACUUUGGGGCCCAUUGGAUGAAAGCUGCCAUUUCCUUCAGCAAAGUCAAACUUACCAACAAGCUCAAUGGGAGUGGGCAGAUAAUGUUGAACUCCCUGCAUAAAUAUGAGCCCCAGGUACAUAUAGUUCGCGUAGGAGGCCCCCACCGGAUGGUGAUGAACUGCUCCUUCCCUGAGACGCAGUUCAUAGCUGUGACUGCCUAUCAAAAUGAAGAGAUAACAGCUCUCAAAAUCAAGUAUAAUCCCUUUGCCAAAGCCUUCCUGGAUGCGAAAGAAAGAAACCAUCCCAGGGAUGCUCCAGAAACAGUCUCUGAAGGUCAACAUAUGACAUAUUCCCACUUGGGUGGCUGGUUGAUUUCCAAUGCAGAUACGAUGUGUGCAUCAGGAAGCUCUAAUUAUCAGUACACUGGACCUUUGCCUCUGCCAGCUCCACACACUCCCCACAGCUGUGAGCGAUACUCAGCACUGCGAGGGCAUCGGGCUGCUCCGUACCCACCUUCCUACAUGCAGACAAAUCAUUCACCUACAGUUAAUUUGUUGGAGAGUUCCAGCAAUAACCUUCAGGUAUUCUCAGGACAUGACAGCUGGACUUUGCCAUCCUCUCCACAUGCUAAUUUGCUCUCAGUGCCACACACGAAGGGAGCUGCCAGCCCUGCACCCAGCCACUACCCUUGCCUGUGGACAGUGAGCAACAGCGCUGUAAAUGUUGCCAACCCAGGAAGCGAGGUCAACAGCAGCCCUUCAAGCAUGUUUCUAAGGGGUAAUGUCCCCUUAUCCACUGCAUCAUCAGUCCAAAUCCCUCUGCAGGGAAUGGUGUCUGGCAGCAUGGAAACGCAAGGGGAAACUGCUCUAGCCAGACUAGCCGACUCUGCGUGGACAUCCUCACACUCCUUUUAA